Chironomus riparius is the source of this 497-nucleotide messenger RNA. Lineage: Eukaryota; Metazoa; Arthropoda; Insecta; Diptera; Chironomidae. The record is from the annotation of a GenBank genome assembly.
UUAUCAUUCAGUUUUAAAUCGUUCUAUCGACGAGAGCAAGAAGCAAUUUAAUUUGUGAUAAAAGUUGGAGGAAAAGUUAAACUUAAACAAAAUGAAGAAUCUCAUCAUUGCCUUUGCUCUUAUUGCUGCCGUCACCUGCGAUGUAUCUCAUGUCGUGCAAGGAGAUGGAUGGUACAAGGACGAAACUGGAUAUCACUACAUUGAACCAGCACCAAAAUUAGAUGCCGUUGAGGAGCCAGUCAUUGAAGUUGGAGCAUUUGCACCAUACUCAGUCCCAGAAGUCCAAGACGAAGUUGUUGAAAUUGUUGAAGAAAUUGUCCCAACCAAGGAAGACGAGUUGCGUGAAUAUUUGCCACCAAAACAAGAGGAAUUCAAGAGGAAGAGACAAAUUCCAGUCCGCAGAAACAAGAUCGUUCGUCGUUUCGUUAGAAGACACUAGACUAAAUCAAUAAGCUAAAAUAAAUUGACGACCAUGGCAAAUGAAUAUGGACAUGCGA